AUGAGACUCUUUACCUUAUUUUUCACUUCUCUAAUUUUCCGCCAGGCGGCUUCCUACCUAGUGUCGCCCCCUGGAACACCUGCCCCCGGGGCUACCGUAGAAUGCACAGAUUGGGUUCAGCAGUCCUAUGGGCUGACAUGCGCCAUUAUUAAACAAUUCUACGGUAUGAGUGCGGCUCAAUUUGAAAAAUGGAAUCCCAGCGUCACACAGCUAGGCUCGGGGUGUAAUCUCAUUCAAGGCCUUUAUUAUUGCGUGCAAGUGAACUAUGUAUCCAUGACCUUCCUGAGCACAGGACCGCCAACUACAACGUCUCACAUGCCGACAGUGACUACAUCUCCUACUGGCAUUACCACUCCAACACCCACUCAGAGCGGCAUGGUAAGCGGCUGCAACAAAUUCUAUAAAGUUGUCAGUGGAGAUAACUGCUACAACAUUGCUGCUGCUAAUGGUAUUACCCUCCCCGAUUUCUACUCUUGGAACCCUGCGGUGGGCGAUACAUGCAGCACUCUCUGGCCGGACUUCUACGUCUGUGUUGGGACCACCAAAUCAACCCCUACGAAAACAACUUUUGUUACGAGCACCACAACUCCGACUGGUAAUGGCAUUGCUACACCAACUCCCACCCAACCUGGCAUGGUGGCCAACUGCAACAAGUUCCACCAGGUUGUCAGUGGGGACUCAUGUUUUGAUAUAUCCAAUGCGGCUGGUAUCUCUCUGGAUAACUUCUACGCCUGGAACCCAACAGUGGGAAACACCUGCAGCAGCCUUUGGGUGCAGUAUUAUGUCUGCAUCGGCAUCCAGAGUUCAGCACCCACCAGCCCCCUAUCUAAAGGUAGCUAG
Messenger RNA from Microsporum canis CBS 113480, 840 nucleotides. Its product is annotated as LysM domain-containing protein. Bases 1 to 840 code for a protein of 279 amino acids. The transcript is spliced from 2 exons. The record is from RefSeq and is a predicted model, not a curated record. Lineage: Eukaryota; Fungi; Ascomycota; Eurotiomycetes; Onygenales; Arthrodermataceae.